Messenger RNA from Symbiodinium pilosum, 2913 nucleotides. NCBI's taxonomy places the organism in Eukaryota, Dinophyceae, Suessiales, Symbiodiniaceae. The record is from the annotation of a GenBank genome assembly.
AUGGUGGGAAUUGCCCGUCAGGUGACGGACUACAUGGUGGAAAGACGGCUUAACCUCAAAGACGACCUGGAUCAGCAGGAUGGGGAUUGCGUGGUAAAGUACCGUGCAAGCGCAUCUAUGGAAAGCCAGUGCCAGGUCCAGUUGAAGAGGCGCCAGAAGGAACACAGGAAAGCCAUCGAACAUGCCGCGGUCCAAGCUGUGCACGGCAACCUGACUGCAACUUGUUUGUGUGGCUCUGCUCCUGCAAGGAGAUGGAUCGCGUCAACCACUUGGCAGCGCAGAAGGAGCUGGUGCAGCCUUUUGCCUGAUCUUUCCGCGUCACCUUCCAUGAAGCAUCAAGUGGAGUCAGACCAAGGCAGCGGGUCAGAGAUCGCGAGCGAGGGCGGCAUCAAGGAUGCAAAGGCCGCAAUCACGCAGUUCAAGAAGUCGCCUGCAGCGUCUGGCGCAGGUCUUGCUGAUAUGGUCUCUAAUCUGCGUUCUGAGACAAGCUGCCAAAGCGCGCGGGAGAAGACCCCGAGCAAUCCACCGACGUCUGCGCAGCCGCGCAAAGUGAGCUUCUCGGCAGAGCUGCCGGCAACUCCAAGCGAAGACGCAAUGUCCAUGUCCGAAGCUGAGAGCCAAUUUCUUGUGGAAGAAGAUGGCAUCUGGAAGGCAUGCGAUGCACAGGAAACGCAUGCCCUGCGCUUGGCUGGUGCCGGCCUGAAGCAGCAGGUCGACUGCAAGGUAGAAGGCAGAUCCUGCGAGUUAGACCUUGGUCGGAAGGUAGAACGCGACAAGGUCACAGGAUUUUGCAGGAAACUGCGAGUACUUCCUCAGGAUGGUGUAGAAGCUGCAGCUGCCGCAGCCGCAGGGGGCCAGCCUGACAUCACGUUUAUGCCCGGGCCACCAGCAAGGGAGGCCUCUCCAUCUCGCGCGAAGCGCACACUGUCUGGAUACUUUGCGCGGACCAGUGAGCCAACGUCUCAGGCCAAAAGCGCUCGGUUGGAACAACCUUUAGAACCUCCACAUCAACCUCCCCAACAAGUUCGGCAUCCUGAUCAAGUUCACUAUGGCAGUGCUGCCAGCUCAAGAGUGGACAUGAGAGUGCCAGAAAGGCAAGAUGCAGUUGACUCGAAGACAGGCCCUUGCCAGCCUGGGCCUUUCACGUCAGUGCACGAGAUUCUCGCCAAUGGCGAUAUUCCGUUCCCCCGCGUCCGCGUGGUGGACGACAGGGGGCUGGUUGGCGACUUCAACUUGGGAGAGGCUCUGGCCUUGGCCAAGCAGCGAAGGACAGACCUUGUCGUCCUCUCAGGGGCGGUCGAUCCGCCGCUCUGUCGGCUGGUAAAUUUGCAUGUUUACAUUGACGAGCUGGAACGUCAAGCUGCCUCGAAAGAGCAACAGCAGCGUGAGCAAAGACUCAGAGAGUUCAGUUUCGACCCAGCCAUGCGUGUCAAAGGUAUGCGCUUCUCUUCGGUUAUUGAUGAGCACGAUUUCGAGCGAAAGCUCAAUCAGGUUCGGAAGUUUCUGGAGAAGGGGCAUCGCGUGGAGGCCCGCAUUCUUCAGAGCCGUGGAAAACCGGAAGACGUGCUGGACCUCGCUUUACGCAUAAUAGCUGAAGUACGGGAUCUGGCAAAGCCUGAAUACUUCGAGGAAAGCAUCCGCGAGCUUCAGGUAGCUAUCCACUCGCCCAAAAGUCUGAAGCGCACAGGCCGCGCCCCACCAGAUGAGCUGCGAAUGCGCCUGUGGCCAUGUACUCCAGCACAGGCAGCUGCUUUCCAACUACCGGCCCACAUCAUAGGCCCUAGAAGGCGGCGUGGACCGGCAAUCGUUGGUGUUGAUGAUGGCCCACAAGACGACGACGCGUGGAAGCUCAAUCGACGGCUUUGGAAAAGACUUCGCAAGAUUGGGACCCGUCGUGACCGCCAUGACUUUGCUGCGACAGUGUUCGGCGAAAGCUCCAACCAGCUGGCCAGCUGCAAGGCUAACGACAACGUCCUUCAAUGCAUCCAGAGUGGAAACGAAAGGAUCGCCUCCAUUUUCGAGGAGAUGAGUGUUGUACAGAAGUUGCGUCGGGCCUAUGCCAAAGCUGCACAGGCGCUCCGAGUCCAUGGAGAGCCAAUUGCCAGCGGCGCCCAAGCCAAAGGCAUCGCAGGCAUCGGCUCUGGCAUGGCCGGUCGAAUUGACGUUAUUCUGGCGACGGGUGAGCUCAGUGAGCUGGAGGAGUUGAAGCGUGACAGUGAUGUCAUCGCGCUGCGUGAGCUGCGGUCAGUGCACGGAAUUGGAGCAGUUCGUGCAGCUGAGCUCGUAGAGAGAGGAAUCCGGUCCCUGGCACAUUUGCGAGAAGCUGUCGCCAAAAACCAGGUUCAUUUGGACGCUGCUCAGGUGGUUGGACUUCGGCACUGUGAAGAGUUCAUGAAGAGGAUACCCUAUGCAGAGAUGUUGGAGCAUCAUCAGAAGCUGGAAGCUCUUCGAUUGAAAAACAAUCCUUCGCUACUGCUUACUGUUUGUGGCUCCUAUCGGCGUGGACGGCCAGACUGCGGCGACAUAGAUGUGCUGAUCAGCCACCCUGACUACACAACUGCAAAACGAGAUGCGAAUGCCGGGGGUAAGCUCCUGCAUGGCUUUGUGGAGUCCCUGAAAACAAGUGGGUAUGUCACAGCGGACUUGGCGUUCGGCAACACAAAGUUCAUGGGUGUUUGCAGGUUAUCCGGAGAAGACCGGUUGCACCGACGGCUUGACAUCCGCUGCCUGCCCAAAGACCAGUACCAUUUCGGGAUGCUGUAUUUCACUGGCAGCGCGGCACUUGGAGUCAAGAUGCGUCUGAAAGCUAUCGAAAUGGGCCUCACGCUGAGCGAGUAUGGGCUGGAGAACCGUCGAACUGGCGAGAAGGUCGCUGCCAACUCAGAGAAGGACAUCUUCCGAACUUUGGCCUGA